AUGGUUGUCUGGGUUCAGUUCUCGGGCUUCCCUGUCCACUUCUAUCACAAAGAACUUCUAUUCGCGUUGGGGAACAUGAUCGGAAGGGCAAUCAAACUUGACUUUCACACGGCUAAUCAGCAACGAGCAAGGUUUGCUCGUAUGGCGGUGGAGGUAGAUCUUUCUAAACCUCUGGUUCCCCGGAUUCGUUUGGAUGGCAAGUGGCAGAAGGUCGAAUUCGAGAAUCUCCCUGUGGUUUGCUUUGAAUGUGGCAAAAUUGGGCAUACCAAGCUGAAUUGCCCGGCUCUCUCCCAAGCUCUCGCCGUCGCUACGCUCUCUGGUACGCCCUCACCGCCGCCGGGCACCGCCGCCGGGCGCCGCCGCCGUGGAGGCAUCAGAGGAUUCUGCUGGGUUCGGUCCGGGGAUGUUGGUAUCAAGGAAAUCACGCCGCAAUUCUCGCGAUUCCCCAAAACAAGGUAA
Messenger RNA from Linum tenue, 459 nucleotides. NCBI's taxonomy places the organism in Eukaryota, Viridiplantae, Streptophyta, Magnoliopsida, Malpighiales, Linaceae. The record is from the annotation of a GenBank genome assembly.